Penicillium cataractarum is the source of this 2025-nucleotide messenger RNA. RefSeq names its product ABC1 kinase family protein. Gene Ontology annotation, cellular component: mitochondrion. The transcript has 3 exons. The record is from RefSeq and is a predicted model, not a curated record. Lineage: Eukaryota; Fungi; Ascomycota; Eurotiomycetes; Eurotiales; Aspergillaceae. Bases 1 to 2025 code for a protein of 674 amino acids.
AUGAGGGCCGUCCUCCUAGGCCGGCUCUGUCUAAGGCGCGGCUUUACACAAUUACCGCGACGUACAUUUACACAAUCAUGGCGUGCACCCGCCAAGCGCAUUCCCAGAAGGGCGCCGGUCGUCGGCGGGCUGGUCAUGGCCGCGCUCGCGCCGAGCGCAUUCCUCAAGCUCGCGGAGGACUCGGAUGGUGAUGAGAAGACGGGCGAGAUGCAGAUGCUGGAGGCUUCUCGUGAGGAGAUUCGAAAGACUGUUUCGAAAGAUGCGAGGGGCCUUGCGCGGCUUUGCCAGUCACUCCGUGUGUUCUGGUACUACUUUGUCUAUGAUCCCAUUGCGACUGGGUUCCGGUUCCUUCAUCUUGCUGUCAUUUUCAUACCCGUGGUUGUCACAGUGCCAGUUAUCUGGAUUGGUCGGAGAGUUGAGGGAAGCAAUAAUGCGCAGACCGGCACGAUAUGGUGGUAUCGAUUUUUAGUCAAUGCUAUGGAGCGUGCAGGCCCUGCGUUUAUCAAGCUCGGACAAUGGGCCGCUUCCCGCACCGAUAUAUUCCCACCGGAGAUGUGUAACAUCAUGUCCUCACUCCACUCAAAUGCCCCCGCCCACUCACUCGAAGAUACAAAACGCAUCAUCCGAAAAGCUUUCAACGGCAUGCCUUUCGAAGACAUCUUCGAAGAGUUUCAUGAAGAACCUCUCGGGGUUGGCGCCAUUGCCCAAGUGUACAAGGCCAAGCUCAAGCCAAGCUUGGCUACUAGCGCCCAGGAACUGGGACAAGAACCCAUCACAUUAGGAGAGAAGGUGCGGAAGAACAUGGAUGUGCUGGUGAAGAGCUCACCACAACGAGUCCCGUCGUCAUAUGUCGCUAUCAAAGUCCUGCACCCCAAGGUCGAGAAGAUGAUUCAUCGGGACUUGCGAAUUAUGGGCUUCUUCGCCUCUUUGAUCAAUGCUAUCCCAACCAUGCAUUGGCUUUCUUUCCCCGAUGAGGUACAACAGUUUGGUGAAAUGAUGAAACUCCAACUGGACAUGCGCAUUGAAGCAACCAAUCUGGUCAUUUUCCGCGAUAAAUUCAAAACUCGCACAACGGCCUGGUUCCCGUAUCCGUACAUGGAUUACACCACCCGGGAGGUGCUGAUUGAAGAAUUCGCUCAAGGUGUCCCAUUGGCAACUUUCUUGGAUAUCGGCGGAGGUAUAUUCCAACAUGAAAUUGCCAACGAAGGACUUGAUGCAUUUUUGCAUAUGCUUUUGAUCGACAACUUUGUGCAUGCCGAUCUGCAUCCAGGGAAUAUCAUGGUUCGCUUCUACAAACCUAGCGAACUCGACCUGUCACUUCGAAAGCACUCUCGCGCCACUGAAGCUCCUACUCGCGCAGAAGUAGACGUGACUGAGGCUGUUCUGGCGCGCUUACGCCCGCAUAUGGGCGACAAAGCCGCCUGGGAGUCUGCGCUGGCCAAACUCAACGACGAGGGAUACCGUCCCCAGUUAAUUUUUAUCGAUACGGGCCUCGUCACUCAACUCAAUGAUACUAAUCGACGGAACUUCCUGGAUCUCUUCAGGGCCAUUGCCGAGUUUGAUGGUUACCAGGCUGGGCAUCUGAUGGUUGAACGGUGUCGUACACCCGAGGAAGUCAUCGAACCAGAGAUCUUUGCAUUAAAGAUGCAGCAUUUGGUACUAAGUAUUAAAUCUCGCACAUUUGCCCUUGGCAAUAUCAAGAUUGGCGACGUCCUGAGUGAAGUCCUCACAAUGGUCCGUGGCCACCACGUUCGAUUCGAAGGUGACUUUGUCAACGUCGUCAUUUCUUGCCUCCUUCUUGAAGGAAUUGGCCGAAGCCUUAAUCCUAAUCUAGAUCUUUUCCAGAGUGCCCUUCCAAUUCUUCGACAACUUGGUACUGGCCAAACGUUCUUGCAGACGGUGCGUUCGGGCGACACAUCGAUGCUUCGGGUCUGGGUUGGCUUAGAAGCUCGUGGGUUGCUGCAGGCCAGCAUUGAAAGCGUGGAACGGUGUGUCAAGUAUGAUUUGCUGUCACCGAAUAUCUGA